This is a messenger RNA of Dalotia coriaria, 1682 nucleotides long. RefSeq names its product UDP-glycosyltransferase UGT5-like. The record is from RefSeq and is a predicted model, not a curated record. The transcript is spliced from 2 exons. Gene Ontology annotation, molecular function: UDP-glycosyltransferase activity. NCBI's taxonomy places the organism in Eukaryota, Metazoa, Arthropoda, Insecta, Coleoptera, Staphylinidae. The coding region runs from base 54 to 1619 and encodes 521 amino acids.
CAUUCACCGUGAUAAUCAUAAAAUUAAUACGGUAAAACAUCAAAAACAUAAAAAUGUUGAAGUUAUUUGCAUCAGUGUUAUUGCUGUCAAUUUUUCUACAAAAUGUUAAUUCUGAACGAAUUCUUGCCGUGGUCAUGACUGCAUCUUACAGUCAUCAGAUGUUUUUCCAACCGUUAUGGAGGGAGCUUGCCAUUCGUGGACAUGAUGUUGUUGUUAUGACCACCGAUCCAACUAAUGAAGUUCUACCAAACUUUAAAGAAAUCAGUAUUCAUGAAUCCUAUGGCCUAAUGAAAGACGUAAGAAAUUUGAUGAUCAACACCAGCCUAAUCGAAAUUCUCUUGAAAGAUAAAUGGAGUGAUCUACAACUGUCUGUAAACAGAUUUCAAAUAGAACUACCAAAAGUUCAAGAACUCAUUCAAAAUAAAUCGGAACAUUUUGAUUUGUUGAUGAUUGAAUAUUCCAUGACGCCAGCUUUAGCCUUCCAACAUCGUUUCAACUGCCCGAUGAUUAGCUUGAGUUCGUUUGAUGGCAUGGAGGUAUCACAUGAAUUGAUGGGGAACCCGACGCAUUCUGUUUUGUACCCAUCAUCGUUAUUUGCAAGUGAUGAAAAUACGUCUUUUCUUAAUAGAAUGAUGUCGGUGGUCAUAGGGAAUUUAUUCAAUACGUUACAAGCAAGAGCUGUGCCUAAAAUAGACGAAUUAACCAGGGAAAGUUUUGGACAGGACACUCCAUCCCUAUUGGAUAUUCUUGAAAGAACUGAUAUGUUAUUUGUGAAUACUAAUCCAGUUUUUAGUGCAAUAAGACCAUUUUCACCAAGCACUAUUUCUCUCGCCGGUGGAAUGCAUUUAAAACCAGAGAAACCUUUACCAAAAAAUUUGAAAGAUUUUUUGGAUAGUGCUAAAGAAGGUGCAAUUUAUUUCAGUUUGGGUAGUAAUGUAAAAAGCAAUGAAUUGACUCCAGAAUUACGAGAAACCAUUAUGAGUACUUUAGCUCAAAUUCCGUACAAAAUUCUUUGGAAAUUCGAAGAUGAUUCUCUUCCUGGCAAACCAGCACAUGUCAUGAUUACAAAAUGGGCACCUCAACAAGAUAUUCUAAGACAUAAAAAUGUUAAAAUGUUUAUUACCCAAGGAGGACUUCAAUCAUUAGAAGAAUCUUUAUAUUCACAUGUUCCACUAGUAGUCAUGCCAUUCUUUGCUGAUCAGUUAUCCAACGCCCAGAAAGUAAAAAACAAAGGAUUGGGUUUAGUAGUGGAUAGACAUAACCUUAAAGUUGAUGAUUUUAAAACCGCUAUCAUGGAUGUCAUGGAGAAUCCAUCGUAUAGGAAUGUGGUCACAAAAUAUGCAAAGCAAAUCCAAGACACUCCAACAACACCCUUGGAAAGAGCUGUUUGGUGGACCGAGUAUGUUUUAAGGCAUAAAGGAGCACAGCAUUUGAAAGGACCUAGAAUUCCCUUUUACCAAUAUUACUAUUUAGAUGUUUUAACUGCUAUUGGAAGCAUUUUUCUAAUUAUUUGCGGUUUAUUAUUUGUCAUAGUUAAAUAUUCUAUCAAAAAGUUGUGUGGGCUUUUUAACUGCAGUAACAGAAAAGUUACCAAAAAUGAUAAACUUAAGAAACAUUAAAUUACAGGCAAAUAUUUUAUGUGAAACGCAUAUAAUUGCAUAAUAAAUAUCUUAUCAUCAUGA